AUGGCCACUAAUCUGAUUAUGAUUAUGAUUUCCUGUUUCAGUAUCACUCUUUUGCUCUUCUUAUUAUGGGCUUUUAUGGAGUUCUUAAACAAGGUAUGGUGGAAACCUUAUAGAAUCAGGAAGAUGUUGAAUUCUCAGGGGAUCAAUGGCCCUUCUUACAAGUUCCCCUACGGAAAUACUACAGAAAUUACUGAGAUGAGAAGCCAAACCAUGGCCAAACCCAUGGAUCUUUCUCAUGACAUUUUCCCAAGGAUUCAACCUCAUGUUCAAUCUUACUCCAAAAUCUAUGGUAGGAAGAACUAUAUAAAUUGGCAUGGUUCACAAGCCCAAUUGUUUUUAACAGAUGCAGAGCUGAUAAAAGAAGUGCUUACCAACAAGGAAGGUGCAUAUCCAAAAAUGGAAGUGGAGGGCUCUGCUAAGAAACUUCUUGGUGAAGCACUUAUCACAAAUGAGGGCGAAAAAUGGGCUAAAGUAAGGAAAUUGGCUAAUCAUACAUUUCAUGCUGAGAGCUUGAAAGCCAUGGUUCCGGCGAUGUGUGCAAGUGUUGAGGCAAUGCUGGAGAAAUGGAAACACUGUGAAGGGAAAGAGAUUGAUGUGUUCAAAGAAUUCGGGUUAUUAACUACAGAAGUGAUUUCCAGGACAGCUUUUGGUAGCAGUUAUGAAGAAGGAAAGAGCACAUUUGAGAUGGUGGCAAAGCUGACUGCCAUAACUGUGAGGAAUGUCUACACUGUUAGAAUUCCAGGAAUCAGUACACUUAUGAAAUCUAGUGAUGAGAUUGAAGCAGAGAAGCUGGUGCAGAGGAUCAAAAGCUCGAUUAUGGAGCUUGUGAGGAAAAGGGAAAAGGAAAAACAAGGGGAAACUGAGAAUUUUGGGUCAGAUUAUCUGGGGCAACUGAUGAAUAUCACUCGUGGAUCAGAUGUAAACAAGACUAUCACAAUGGAUCAAAUGAUUGACGAGAUCAAAGCGUUGUAUGGCGCAGGACAUCUGACCACGAAAAACAUGCUUGCCUGGAUCCUUAACAAAGUAUGGUUAAGACCAAUUUAUGUUCAAUACUGUAUGAGAUCCCAAGGAAUCAAAGGUCCUUCAUACCAAUUCCUCCAUGGGAACACCAAAGACAUUUCAAUGAUGAGAAGAACUUCUUCCAACAAAGCCAUGGAGGCUUUUUCACAUGACAUAUUUCCCAGAAUUCUUCCAGAUGUUUAUCAAUGGAAAAACCUCUAUGGGCCAACUUACUUAAAUUGGCAUGGAACUCAGGCUCAGCUGGUUGUAACAGAACCUGAUCUUGUUAAAGAGAUACUAAACAAUAAGAAUGGUGAAUACCCGAAAAUCGACCUUGAAGGAUAUGCUAAACUGCUUCUAGGAGAUGGGCUUUCGUCGUCAAAAGGUGAAAAGUGGGCAAGGAUGAGGAAGCUAGCCAACCAAGUUUUCCAUGCUGAAAGCCUUAAAAGUAUGGUGCCGGCAAUGAUUGCGAGUACAGAAAUUAUGUUGUCAAGAUGGAAGGACAAUGAGGGGCAAGAGCUUGAGGUGUUUAAUGAGUUCAGGAUGCUAACUUCAGAAGUGAUUUCCAGGACUGCCUUUGGGAGCAGUUACAUGGAAGGCAAGAACAUAUUUGACAUGCUGAUGAAAUUGACUUUAAUUGUCUCCAGAAAUGCACACAAAAUUAAGUAUCCUGGAAUCAGCUGGUUACUGAAAAGCUCUGAUGAUGUUGAAGCCGAGAAACUUGAGCGAGGAAUAAAGAAUAGCAUAAGGAACAUCAUCCAGAAGAAAGAACAGGAGAAAGAAGAAACCUCAAAUGAGCUGAAGGAGAAGGAAGAGGGAAUAGGAGCAGGGUUUGCUGUUGCGGCAAUUGCUAGUAUUGCUCUUCUGGGUUGGCUUCUCGGAGGUUCGGAAUCAGGAAACAGCCGGAGGAAAACCAUGAAAGCACCAGGACAGGAAUACUCCAUUUUCAGGGACGACUUUGAGAAAGACCCUGCUUCCUGGUUCCGUGAUCAUCGUCGCAAGUGA
This is a messenger RNA of Oldenlandia corymbosa var. corymbosa, 2004 nucleotides long. Lineage: Eukaryota; Viridiplantae; Streptophyta; Magnoliopsida; Gentianales; Rubiaceae. The record is from the annotation of a GenBank genome assembly.